This is a messenger RNA of Osmerus eperlanus (European smelt), 489 nucleotides long. RefSeq names its product ATP synthase inhibitory factor subunit 1a (gene atp5if1a). Gene Ontology annotation, cellular component: mitochondrion. The record is from RefSeq and is a predicted model, not a curated record. Gene Ontology annotation, biological process: negative regulation of ATP-dependent activity. NCBI's taxonomy places the organism in Eukaryota, Metazoa, Chordata, Actinopteri, Osmeriformes, Osmeridae. Gene Ontology annotation, molecular function: ATPase inhibitor activity. The transcript is spliced from 3 exons. Bases 87 to 413 code for a protein of 108 amino acids.
AUAAAAGGACAAUUUCCGCUUUGGGGAUCCAGUCAAGAAUCUAAAUCCUCCUGCGUAGAGCUCACUUGAUAAUUUGGAAGAAAACAAUGGCGAGGUUUCUAUCGAGACCCAUCUUCAGAGGUUACUUUGCUAACCGGAUCAGGAUGUCGUCCGAUCAGGUUGGCGACCUGGGCCAAGGUGCCGGAAAAGGUGGAGGGGGAGGGGGCUCCAUCAGGGCGGCAGGUGGGGCCUUUGGAAGAAAAGCAGCUGCCGAAGAGGAGCGUUAUUUUUGGGAAAAAAGCCGGGAUCAGUUGGCUGCGCUCCAUCAACACCAUGAAGAGGAGAUCGACCACCACAAGAAGGAGAUCGAGCGACUGCAGAAAGAGAUUGAUCGUCACAAGGGAAAGAUCAAGAAACUGAACCAUGACGACUGAGCUCCAUUUAUCCUAUAGCAGUCCUAGCCUAUAUCACAAAUCAAUAUGCUGGAUUUGAUAACUUUAUGAAUAAAUG